AUGAAAAAGAACAACCAACUGUACGAUUAUAGUAGCAUAAGAAAUGCAUUUUUCUCUGAAGUUGGCAUUGGGAUCUCAGCCAACACCAUCCUUCUUCUCUUCCACAUCUUCACAUUCCUUCUCCAGCACAGACUCAAGCCCAUUGACUUGAUCAUUGGUCUCUUGGCUCUAAUCCACCUAGGAAUGAUGAUAAUUUUGCUGUACAUAGUUACAAAUAAGUUUUUGUCUCAGGAUUUUUGGGAUGACAUCAAAUGUAAAUCAAUCAUCUACUUGUUCAGGUUUUUGAGGGGCUUCUCCAUUUGUGCCACCUGCCUGCUUAGUGUCCUCCAAGCCAUCAUCCUUAGCCCCAGAAACUCCUGCUUGGCAAAGUUCAAACAUAAACCUCCACAUCAGAUCCUGUGUUCCCUUGCUUUCUUGUGGGUCUUCUAUAUGUCCUUCAGUACUCAUUACUCAUUCUCUGCUACUGCUAUCUCCAAUGUGACCUCAGAUGGCAUUGCACCUAUUACCGAACCCUGUAAAAUUGUACAAAUGACUUACUUCCUCAGACAUUUAUUUUCUGUGUUAGGUGCAUUCAGGGAUGUCUUUCUUAUAGGACUCAUGGCCCUCUCAAGUGCGUACAUGGUGGCUCUCUUGUGCAGGCAUAAGAGGCAUUUCCAGCACCUUCACAGCACCAACCUUUCUCCAAAAGCAUCCCCUCUACAAAAGGCCACCUCAACCAUCCUGCUGCUCAUGAGCUUCUUUGUGUUCAUGUACUGUUUGGACAGCAUCUUCUCCUCCUCAAGAACUAUGUGGAACAAUGACCCUGUUUGCCAUUAUAUCCAUUUAAUUGUUUCAAAUGGCUAUGCCACAAUCAGUCCUUUGCUACUGAUCUGUACUGACAAGCACAUUAUUAACUUCUUCAAAUAUUAUUUGGUGAAGAUACCACAUACUUAA
This is a messenger RNA of Sciurus carolinensis (gray squirrel), 933 nucleotides long. RefSeq names its product vomeronasal type-1 receptor 90-like. NCBI's taxonomy places the organism in Eukaryota, Metazoa, Chordata, Mammalia, Rodentia, Sciuridae. The transcript has a single exon. Gene Ontology annotation, biological process: G protein-coupled receptor signaling pathway. The coding region runs from base 1 to 933 and encodes 310 amino acids. The record is from RefSeq and is a predicted model, not a curated record. Gene Ontology annotation, cellular component: membrane. Gene Ontology annotation, molecular function: pheromone receptor activity.